CCAUUUCGGCCUCCCCUAUCUGUUCUUCCUGGCCAUUGCCACUUGCAAGCAUCUCCGAAACUCUUUUUCCCCUUCGCGACAUUAUUGCACGCACGCACGCACGCACGCACUGCUCCUCCUCGUCCUCUCUCCCUCCAGCGAAAACAGGGCAGAACGGAAGAGAACAAAGCGACACCCAUCAAGAAACAAGGAGAGGAGAGACGGGGAGACGGGGAGACGGAGAGAGAGAGAGUUUGAGAGAGAGAGAGAGAGAGAGAGAGAGAGAGAGAGAGAGAGAGAGAGUAGCAAGAAAGGCACCAUGAGUGCGGAGACAGCAGAGAAGUUCACUAUAGACUUCGAGGAGACGGAGCUGAGGCUGGGCUUACCCGGGAAGGCCUGCGGGUUCAACAGCGGCUGCGAGGGCGCGGCGCGGGGUAACGGGAAGAGGGUGUUCUUGGAGACCAUCGAUCUGAAGCUCAACCUCUCCUCGAAGGAUGACGACGCGAGCGCCGAGAAGAUCAGGGCGUCGGUCCCGGCGGAGAAGAAGAUGAACAGCAACGACGGUAAGGAGAAGAGCGUCGCUGCUGUUCCAAGCUCCAGCGAGGUUGCGAAGCCUCCUGCCAAGGCGCAAGUGGUGGGUUGGCCGCCCGUGCGAUCCUUCCGGAAGAACAUCAUGGCCGUCCAGAAGAACGGCUCCGACGAGGCCGAGAAGGGCGGCGCCGGGGGCAGCGGUGCCCCGGCGGCGACCGGCGCGGCGGCGUUUGUGAAAGUGAGCAUGGACGGCGCGCCGUACCUGCGCAAGGUGGACCUCAAGCUGUACAAGAGCUAUCAAGACCUCUCUGAUGCCUUGGCCAAGAUGUUCAGCUCUUUCACCAUUGGUAAUUGUGGGUCUGGAGGAAUGAAGGACUUCAUGAAUGAGAGCAAAUUGAUAGAUCUCUUGAACGGGUCUGACUAUGUCCCCACUUAUGAGGAUAAGGAUGGUGAUUGGAUGCUUGUGGGAGAUGUGCCUUGGGAUAUGUUUGUCGAUUCGUGCAAGCGUUUGAGGAUCAUGAAAGGAUCUGAGGCGAUUGGACUUGCACCAAGAGCAGUAGAGAAAUGCAAGAACAGAAGCUGAAGCACCGCGACUCCGGCCUGUCUCGGUACGCUGAAGUCCCCCUCGUGCUCGCGAUCGUCGCCGAAACGGGAAAUCAGACCGGCUCGAGAGGGAUCGAGCGCGGAGUUCGGAUGCUUCUUCUUUUUUUUUAUUUUUUAUCUUGCCCUUUUAUAUUCCCCUUUUUUCUCUUUGGUUUUUUCCUCCUUAUCUCAAUUAGGUCUGAGAAGAAACUACUGAAAAAUCUCUUAGGGAAAAGGAAGAAAAACAACCCUGUGAAAUCGGUAAUAUGUUCAUAAGACAUGUUUCAUGUGCAAGUGCAACCUUCUUUGGUUUUUGUUUCAACUGCUGUAGCUGUACUGGGUGUUCUGUUCCCUCCAUUUUGUAAUGCCAUGUAUUUUGUACUAAAUGAUGAAGAACCAUGAGAGCCUGUGUAUUGUACCUGCCUGUCAAUAUUAUUAUUACUAAUGUCUUUAUUUUUGUAAA
Syzygium oleosum is the source of this 1555-nucleotide messenger RNA. RefSeq names its product auxin-responsive protein IAA16-like. Gene Ontology annotation, biological process: regulation of DNA-templated transcription. Gene Ontology annotation, molecular function: protein binding. NCBI's taxonomy places the organism in Eukaryota, Viridiplantae, Streptophyta, Magnoliopsida, Myrtales, Myrtaceae. Gene Ontology annotation, cellular component: nucleus. The record is from RefSeq and is a predicted model, not a curated record. The coding region runs from base 299 to 1093 and encodes 264 amino acids. The transcript has 6 exons.